AUGGUGGAGAAGCGUCGGAGUCCGGUGGGCGACUCGCCGCCCGAGGCCCAGCGCCGCAAGAAGCUCAACACGCGGACCGACGCCGAUGUGGAGCCCAUGGACGUAGACACUCCGGACGCAGCGCUGCCAACGCUAGUUUUUCGCGAAACGUUUCCUGUUCUAGGGCUGGGCAACGAGCGUGUCGUGACGCCCUCUCAAAAAGACGCUCAGGGCGCUUCCUGGCGCGUUAUUUGGCAGCCCAGAAGCCUCACCGACGACUCUUUCGUCGGCGUGUUCGUGGAGCUCGUCGAACAAGACUCAGGAGCCGUCAGAGUGGCAGAACUGAGUAUCACACUGUUGAAUCAAGGUGCACAGCCUGCGCUUGUGAAACACACGAGCGUGCACGAGUUUACCGCGGAAAACGCCGACUUUGGCAUGAGUCAGUUCGUUCAGAGGAGUGAAUUGAUGAACCCGAGCAAUCAAUUCCUGGACAAACAAGGCCGCGUGGAACUCGAGCUGCGUCUGAGCUUCGUAGGCGACUCUACCCAGCAAUUGAUAUCCUACGACUCCAAGGAGGAGACUGGGAUGGUAGGACUGAAGAACCAGGGAGCCACGUGUUACCUGAACUCGCUACUACAGACGCUCUUCCACUUGCGAGCCUUCCGACAGGUCGUGUACGCCACACCAACCGCCCAGGAAGACACGAACGACUCGGUGUCGCUGGCGUUACAGCGCGUGUUUUACAGGCUACAGAGACAGCAGAAGGCCGUGUCUACCAAGGAGUUAACGCGCUCUUUUGGCUGGAGCGCGAUCGACUCGUUCAUGCAGCAUGACGUGCAGGAAUUGUACCGGAUUCUGUGCGAUCGAUUGGAGGAAAAGAUGAAGAACACGCCCGUGGACUCUGCGAUCCAGAAGCUGUUCGAGGGCAAAGUCAGGUCUUUCGUCGAGUGUGUGAACGUACAGUUCCAGUCGAGUAGAGAGGAGCGGUUCUACGACUUGCAGCUGGAUGUGAAAGGCUGCAAGAACUUAAUGCAGUCGUUCCGCAGAUAUGUCGAGGUGGAAAUGCUGGAUGGAGACAACCAGUACGAAGCCGAAGGACACGGCAAGCAGGACGCGAAGAAAGGCAUCGAGUUCUUAACAUUCCCGCCGGUUCUUAACAUCCAGUUAAAACGCUUCGAAUACGACGCCAUGCGCGACGGGAUGGUUAAGGUGCACGACCGCUUCGAGUUCCCAAAGACGCUGGUAUUGGAUGAAUUUAUCUCGAAGGACAAGACGAAGACCGACGCGCAGUCUCCAAGCUUUAUUUAUCAUCUGCAUAGUGUGUUAGUGCACAGCGGCGACGUGCAUGGCGGUCAUUACUACGUAUUUAUUCGACCGGGCAAGCACAUCGCGGCUAGUACCGACUGGUUCCGCUUCGACGACGACCAGAUCACGCGCGUGGACGAACAAGUGGCGGUCGAGGGCAAUUUUGGCUCUGGAGGAGCGGUUGUGACGCCACCGCACGGCUCUACAGAGCCCCCGUCGCCUCUGUAUUCGUCGUCACUCUUUUGCUCACCAGAGCGCAGUAACGGAGCGAAUACCGAGGCGAACGGAGUGGACGGACUCGAGUUCCGAUCGGUGGAUACAGGCGAGAAUACAGUCGAAGAGACGUACGAUUACAGCCAGAAUAACGGUAGUGGCAGUCUCAUUUUAAACGCGUCGUCAAACAGUCUGAUGCUGCCACUUGGUAGGAGUUUUUCCAGCGCGUAUAUGCUGGUAUACGUGCGUGACGGCGAGAACGACGUCAGUGCGAUUCAAGACGCAACAAGUGACGAAGAACAGUAUGAGCUCCCGAGCUGGCAAAGUGACCCGCUCCCGAUCCCGCAAGAGCUUGUGACUCGCUUCCACGAAGAGGAACAGGCAGUUGCUAGACGCAAGAAGGCGCAACAGACCGAGCAUCUGUACAUGAAUCUCCGUAUCGCGUCGGACUCGAGUAUCGCCAAGCUCAAGCGGGUCACAAAGACGCUGGACUUCUCAGGGUUCAAUAACUCGACCACGGUGCGUGUCCGUAUCAAGCGUGCCGCGUCCAUCCGACAACUGUACCGUCGUGUGUAUAAGGAGACGGGUGUACCCAUGUCAAGACAACGACUGUGGAAAGUUAUCACGCGCGAGAACCGCACGACACGGCCGGAUCUGCCACUUGGUCCGGACGUCUAUGAGUCUUGUGUGGACUCGUUAAUUGAGGACGACGCCUCACCUAAGACUCCUGUUAAAAUGUAUCUCCAAAUCCUGGACGCGACGUCUGAAGCUGCACUUUCCCCGGCGUCGCCGUCGUCGCCAUCGAUCCACGACGUACGAGACAAGAAGACCAGGACAGCAGCUAUCCACCGGCAUUUCCUGGACGAAUUCUCGCCUCCAGAGACGAAAGACGAGGCCAAACCGAGUCAAGAACUGGACGAGGACGACGCUGUUUUGCAUGAGUCUACUGACAGCGUCGUAGAGCAUGCUCCGCCACUGCAAAGUCACGAUAUUUUACUGAUUAUCAAGUUCUACGACCUCAAGAAGAAACUCGGCGAAAGACUGGAAUACGUGGGCAAUGUCGUGGUGGAUUCGCGGUUAACUGGCGCCCAACUGGCCGACUAUCUGCAUGAGGCACUGGCGAUCCCCUCAUCUAGACGAAUUCUGUUAUUUGAGGAAGUUCAGCCCGUCACGGUGUCGACGAUUUGCUUGGAGACGCCACUCGCCACUGCUGAGAUCCAGAACGGAGACAUCAUUUGCUUCCAGUAUGCAGAAGACGAGGAACCGGUGGACGAUAUCGUGCUCAAGCCGGAUCCGGAAGACAAUCCGGACGCCGUGGAGACGUACAUUGGUCCAGACGGACAGGAAAGACGGUCGUAUCCGGACGUCCGAUCCUACUUCCGGUACCUGUUAGACCGCGUGGAAGUGACGUUUUAUCGCUAUGGACACUCGGACGAAUUCUUCACUCUCCAAUUACUACUCAGCAAUUUGUACAUUGAGGUGAUCGACGCAGUGGCAGCGCAUCUCGAUCUCAUUGGUCCAAAAAGACUGUUUGUGCGACUGUACCAGCACUCGCCACUCAAUAAUUUGCCCAUGAAGGCGCCACUGCGUCACUCCCGCUAUGCUGCGGAUGAUCAAACGACACUGGACGAUUUACUCACUGAGUAUAUGGAGCGUACCAACAUCUUGCACUACGAACUACUGGAGCAUCCGAUCACGGAGAUUGAAGCCAAGAAGGAACUUCUGGUGCAUUUGAGUAUCUACGACGCCUGCUUUGCUACGGAACAGGCUGCGUCGCCGUCUCCUGUUGCGCCGCAUCGCAGUGUUGAAGUGCUCGUGCUGCCUACUCACAAAGUUUGUGACCUGCUAAAACUUAUAAGAGGCGGAUUCGGACUACCGAAGGACACGCCUCUACGUGCGUGCGAGGUAGUACAACAUGGAACGAUGAUCCGGCGCGUGAUUAAGGAGGACGCAGAGCUGAAGCGAUACUGGGGAACUGGCCACGGAGCGGAUGCCAAUACACCCGAGAUUUUGGUAGAACAGAUCCCCAUCGACGAGUUGAGUGAUGAAAUCUCUGAAACUUUAUCGAAGGACAACAUGUCGGAUGACGAGCGGCCGUUGUGGUUCUACCGAGGCGUGGUGCAUUUCAACUUCCAGAACAACGCGAACAAGUGGAUCCAUCCGCACGGCGUGCCCUGCAUCGUGCGCUUCAGUGAGCAAGAGACUGUCGGUGAAGUCAAGGAGCGCAUCCGGCAACGAAUGGGCAUCGCUUCGGAUGUUUUCGCGCAAUGGAAGUUCGCGUUGGUGAAAGAUCUCAAGGCGUCGACGUUGCAGGCCGUGUACGACGAUAUGGAGGCAGAGGCGUUAGAUGCGUUCCCCAUGUCGAGGCUCACAGAGCUCUGUGGCGCGGACUUUGAGAAUCUAGGCAACUUGGGACUGGAGCACGCAGACCCGACGCCACCGCCGCGUCACCACAGCAACAGAAGGCAGGAAACAGGGAUCCACAUCCGCCAGAGUUGA
Molecule: messenger RNA, 3996 nt
Organism: Phytophthora infestans T30-4
Lineage: Eukaryota; Oomycota; Peronosporomycetes; Peronosporales; Peronosporaceae
Product: ubiquitin-specific protease, putative
Exons: 6
Coding region: 1-3996 (1331 amino acids)
Biological process (GO): protein deubiquitination
Cellular component (GO): nucleus; cytosol
Molecular function (GO): cysteine-type endopeptidase activity; cysteine-type deubiquitinase activity; protein binding
Source: RefSeq, a predicted model, not a curated record